Molecule: messenger RNA, 2444 nt
Organism: Strongylocentrotus purpuratus (purple sea urchin)
Lineage: Eukaryota; Metazoa; Echinodermata; Echinoidea; Camarodonta; Strongylocentrotidae
Gene: rogdi
Product: protein rogdi homolog
Exons: 12
Coding region: 79-1146 (355 amino acids)
Cellular component (GO): RAVE complex
Source: RefSeq, a predicted model, not a curated record
AAGGAGAGAGAUCAUGUGAAGAGAUUCAGUUUUUGAAGGAGGAAUCAAGAGCACCCUAUUAAAUAACAUAAAUAAUGGAUGUUUAUUUGCUCUGUAAAUCUCUUCCUUUAUUACGUCGACUUUGGCCUCGUUGACUCUCAGACAAUCGCAAGCUCUCUGAUAAAAAACCUGAUAGAUAUUAUUGUAGUUUGGACCUCUUGUCUAGAAUCACUGCUUGCCGCAUUGAAAAAUCGAACAAAAUUGCUAUUGGUUCUGCAAGUGAAAACUCUCUGGAAGUGUACAUUUGAGGUGCUUGUAUCGAAAAAUGGAUUUAGAAACUUUUGUGAUGAAGAAGAUGAAUUUCAAUGGCUGUUGAAGGCAGAGGUACAUGGCGUACUCAGACAACUCAAUGUGAUUCUAGAAGAAACAGGCAGGAGGUUUAACAUUCCGGGUACAGGUAAAGAUACACUGAUCAAGCCCGAGACUUUUGUUCUCUCAAGUACAAAUGGGACUGACUAUGUGAAAGGCAUUGUAACAUUGGUUGGUGACAUGUUAUGCAAAGCUGACUUGACCUUAAGACCACAUAGAAACACCAACCAGCUAGUGAAGACGUAUGUCAGAGAUGACAUGCCAUGGAGGUUACAACAGGUUCAAGAUGUUGGCAAUCAUAUAUACUCAGCUAUCGAGAUAAUCAAUACUAAAGAUGUAGAUUAUGAAUUCCAGUCAGCUGAAGAAGUCAACAAAUUAAUGGAUGAAAUUCUAAGUCAGCUGAUGCGGGCUAGGCAGAGGUUUCUUAAUCCACUCAUUCCGUCCCUACAAGAACUCUACCAUAGCAGAUACACGAAAUCAUUAACACCUCCCUUGCCGCAUGAGAGUAUGGUCAACUUCUACAUUCUAGGCACCAAGCUCGUUCUUCACACGUAUUAUCUUCAUCCACUAGCCCUGCCCAAAGCACACAACCAGAAAGGUCUGUCCUCCUCUGAAUCCAAGAGCAGAUUAUUAGACCUCGGGCCUAUCAAGUAUGAGUUGUUCUCCCAGAACACUGUAGAAUGUGCUGUUCCAUGGGUGGAAGAAGUCACUGCCUGUCUGGCCUUCGCAAUGCAACUAUGUCAAGAACUCAAAGACAAGGUGUCUGUGUUUGCAUGCUGUUGGGAUGAGUACAGGUGAUGUAUAGCCAUUGCCUAAACCACCAAACCAAAGAUGGUGAAGGGUUAUCAGUUUCUUCUACAUUCAGCACCAUUCCUGCACAUACAUGGUAGCAUCAGAGAGAGGUUCAGCCACCAGUCUGCUGUGGUCAUCAGGUUAGAGAAGGCAACCUUCUGUAGGAAUGUGAAAUUGGGCUUCUUCAAGAAACCCCUGGAAUCAUGUUUAUUUUGCUAGAGUAUAUGUAUUGUUUGUGUUUUUACUUAACUAGUCCUCUGAAACAUGACUAGGACAAAUAUAUAUUAUUGUUGGAAUACGCCAAAUGAAAGUUAAACUUAUUGUGAUUUGCUUUGUUACUGUAAGGAAAAGGGGUUUCAUGAAAUAUCAUAUUGAUUGAGUUAAGGUAAGUAUAUUGCCAGUAUAUUGCCCUUUGUUUGUUCAAUCCAUCAUCUGUUGUGAGAUGAAAGUUUAAUCCAGGAAAGCAUAUCCAGUAACCUCUAGGUGGGCUUUGAGGGUCUUCUUAAUUUUGUUGACAGAAAUGGAGAAUUCUUCAAAUUUGUUCCAUUUGUUAUAAUUUGAGCAUAUUUUCUGUUAAAAUCCAAACACAGCAUUUUCUUGAAGGGCUCACUUCCUGAAUUUUAUGUCCCUAAAAUCUUUGAAACUUUAUACGUUAUCUGUUUUGAGCAAACUAUACUAAAACUAAUAAUUAUGGUAGCCAUGGUGAUACAAGCUAAGCACUUUGUAUCUCGUCUGAAUUUCAUAUAAUGGAACGUUGUACAUCUGUAAUGAAACGUCAUAUGGUAAAAUGGAGGUUUGAGCAUCGCUUGAAACAAAAACCCUGAAAGAAACAUAACCAGGUGUGGUUUAUUGUGAAGGCAUCCUGUAUCAUUUAUGUCUGGCUAUAAUCUAUAAUUGUACCCUUGAGCAAUGUCCAUGACUUAAGCUGCCAUUAAAUGUAUGGUGCAAGCUAACCUCUUCAAAACCUGUUCUUUAUGCAAUGUUCCUGUACGCAAUAUUUUCAUCCCAGGCAUUGGCACAAGUAUGUCUCUUUCGCUGUACGUCAUUUCUUAAGGAGAAUUUUGUGUCGCUUGUGUUAGAGGGCUGUAGUAUCAUGAUCUAAGCAGAUUGAUUUCUAACAAAGAUCCACCCUUAACUUUCACUUCAUGUGCUGCACAUUUGUAUAUUCUUUAUAAUGUUUUAUUUGAUACAUGAUUGACAAUGCUUAGGUGUUUAUAUACUACAUUUUGCACUUUGGAUUUUUUUUUUUUUAAAUUACUUGUAGAAAAUCAAAGUUUAAAAUAAACUUUACAGCAUUGAAUCCC